Molecule: messenger RNA, 2080 nt
Organism: Pseudonaja textilis
Lineage: Eukaryota; Metazoa; Chordata; Lepidosauria; Squamata; Elapidae
Gene: EZR
Product: ezrin
Cellular component (GO): cytoskeleton
Molecular function (GO): actin binding
Source: RefSeq, a predicted model, not a curated record
CAGCCAUAUUGACGCGGCCAGCCGGGGUGGGUCCGGGAAAGGCACGCCCAGGGAAAGAGCCAAAGCCGCUGGAGCAACCGCGCCGCAGCAAAAGCCGCUCCACCCGCUUGAGGAGAGAGGACGCGCCUACGAGAUCUCCUGGAAAGCAAAGAGGAUACCCAUCAGCUGCUGUAUGAAUAUUUGGCCUUGGAUCAACAGGAAAACCUCAGGAACCAAAAAUGCCGAAGCCGGUCAAUGUUCGAGUUAUCACAAUGGAUGCAGAACUGGAGUUUGCUAUCCAGCCUAACACUACAGGGAAGCAGCUGUUUGACCAGGUAGUGAAGACUAUAGGUUUGCGCGAAGUAUGGUACUUUGGUCUUCAAUAUAUGGAUAAUAAAGGUUUCCCAACCUGGCUGAAGCUUGAGAAAAAGGUGUCUGCUCAAGAAAUCAGGAAAGAGAACCCUCUCCAAUUCAAAUUUCGGGCCAAAUUUUUUCCUGAGGAUGUUUCUGUAGAGUUGAUCCAGGAUAUCACGCAGAAACUGUUCUUCUUGCAAGUGAAAGAAGGAAUUCUUAGUGACGAGAUCUAUUGCCCACCUGAAACUGCUGUCCUUCUUGGAUCUUAUGCUGUGCAAUCCAAAUUUGGAGAUUAUAAUAAAGACCUGCACAAGGCUGGAUAUCUCAGUUCUGAACGCCUGGUCCCCCAGCGAGUAAUGGAUCAACAUAAGCUAUCUAGAGAACAAUGGGAAGAAAGAAUUCAAGUAUGGCAUGCUGAACAUGGUGGAAUGCUUAAAGAAAAUGCCAUGCUGGAAUAUUUGAAGAUUGCUCAGGAUCUCGAAAUGUAUGGAAUCAACUAUUUUGAAAUAAAAAAUAAGAAAGGAACAGACCUUUGGUUGGGAGUAGAUGCACUUGGGCUCAACAUUUAUGAAAAGGAGGACAAGUUAACCCCUAAAAUUGGCUUCCCCUGGAGUGAAAUCAGAAAUAUUUCUUUCAAUGAUAAGAAGUUUGUUAUAAAACCAAUUGACAAGAAAUCACCAGACUUUAUAUUUUAUGCUCCUCGCCUAAGAAUCAACAAGAGAAUCCUGCAGCUGUGCAUGGGAAAUCAUGAGCUGUAUAUGCGCCGUAGGAAACCUGAUACCAUUGAGGUCCAGCAAAUGAAAGCCCAGGCCCGUGAAGAGAAGCACCAGAAAGAGCUAGAAAGAGAGAUGUUGGAAAAUGAGAAGAAGAAAAGAGAGACAAUUGAGAAGGAAAAAGAGCAGAUGAUGAAAGAGAAAGAAGAGCUGAUGAUGAGGCUGCAGGAGUAUGAAGUCAAGACACAGAGAGCAGAAAGAGAGCUCUCAGACCAGAUCGAAAAAGCCAGGCAGCUGGAGGAGGAAAGAACCAGAGCCCAGGAGGAAGCAGAGCGUCUGGAGAACGAGCGUUUGAUGGCUCUGCAAGCUAAGGAAGAACUGGAAAAGCAGGCUGUUGACCAGAUGAAGAGUCAGGAGCAGCUGGCUACAGAACUUGCAGAAUACACAGCCAGAAUUGCUCUUCUGGAAGAGGCAAGGAAGCGUAAAGAGUCUGAGGUUGAAGAAUGGCAGCACAGGGCUAAAGAAGCCCAAGAUGAUCUGGUGAAAACAAAAGAAGAAUUACACCUGGUAAUGACUGCUCCACCUCCUCCGCCUCCACCUGUAUAUGAACCAGUGAACUAUCAUGUCCAUGAUAAUCUUCAAGAUGAAGGAACUGAGUCCUCUGGCUACAGUGCAGAAUUCUCGAGUGAAGGCAUACUGAACGAUCGUAAUGAAGAAAAGCGAAUUACUGAAGCCGAAAAGAAUGAGCGUGUCCAAAGACAGCUGAAGACGCUGACUGAUGAACUAGCUCAGGCCAGAGAUGAAGACAUGAAGACUCAGAACGACCUCAUCCACACAGAGAACAUGCGACAAGGCCGAGACAAGUACAAGACACUGAGACAGAUACGACAAGGGAACACCAAGCAGAGAAUUGAUGAAUUUGAAGCUAUGUAAAUGUACUUUCAAUGAAGACUCUGGGAAAUGCAGAUUUUGAAUGUUGACGUUUCUUCAUGAAAGGUCACUUGCAAAGUCAUACUAGUAAAUAAAGAAAUAAA